AGUUCCUAUUCUGAGUCUAGGGGCUUCUUUUCCUUGCUGUCCCUGAGACACAGGUCCUCUUAGAGCCCCUUGAGUGUGGCGGGGCAGUGAGAACAUCCCAGGGGGGUAGAGUCCCGGAUCCCCGAAAGGAGGAGGCCGAGCCUCAUUUCCUUUCCCACCCCGAGAUUUCCACAUCGGAAGCCCCACAGCUUCCGGUGGGCGGGGAUGUGUGGACACACGGGCAGGUUGGGCACCAUGGAACCUUCCAGAUCGGCGUGAAGCAGCAGGUCGCAAUGCAAGCAGCGGCCUUCAAAGACAAGCACCGGGGGGAGACGGGAGGCAGCAAAGAUGCCUGUGACCCCGAGUACGAGAACAUCACCUUGACCUGCAGGGACCGGAACCAGCCCAAGGGUGGUCAUCCAGGACCCCUGAAACGAGCCCCAGCCCAGCCCAGGUCACCCUCAGACAGUGCCCAGGUCCCGGUGUGGCUGCAGAGGUCCGUCACGAGCCUGUACGUGUUCCUCACCCUGAUAUUUCUGUUCUGCAUCGCGCUUUCUGCUUUGGUCCUGGUGAAGACCGCUGAGAUGUCCAGGGAGAUGCUGAGCCUAAAAAGGGAACUUUCCAACAUCUCAAACUCAGCGCUGGAGUGCCAGGAAGAGCAAAGGAAGGGCUGGAUCAAGGUCCAGCGCCACAUCCAGGAGGUCACCAGCAGCAUCGUCACAGUCCAGAACCAGGUUAAAGCCGCGGACCAGAGACUGAAGCCGGUGCCCACAGACAUAACACAAAUCAAACAAAACACACAGAAAAUCCUUGAGGCUCUGGAGAAGAAGUCAAACACACAGCCCGCUAAGUAAGAGCACACUGCCGUCACAGCCCGGCGGACAGGAUUUGCGGCCGCUACUGAGAUGGGAAACCAGCUCCCCCAGCCAGCUGCAAACAUGCCCCUCAACCCAUCGACAGAGAGCACCGUGUCAGGGUGAAUGAGCGUGGUGGGGUCGUGCGCGCCCCUGUGUGUGCCCACGGAAGAGCACUUUAUGGAGGGCGAGAAUUUGUGUUGUGGGCGUGAAUGUGUGUGUUGUGUGCAUGUCCGUGCCACAUGUGACACACACCUGUGUGGCAUGACAUCCGUGAGCACAGGCAUUGCUCGGUGCGCGGCUGUGUCAGUGAGGACCCCACGAGCGUGUCACUGCGUGUCGGUGCCGUGGGACACCGGCCUCCCAGUCGGCACACGCAGCUCCUCGCACCGCGUGCUGUAAGUGCAGGUGUUGCCACGUGAGCCCUGUCAUUCCGUGGCUGCGUGAACGGGUGUGUUCAGAUCACACGAGUGUGUCCACUUUUUUCUGCACUCACGUUUCGUGAUUCAUAAAGAUAAAAAUCAAGGGGAAACAAC
Molecule: messenger RNA, 1369 nt
Organism: Chinchilla lanigera (long-tailed chinchilla)
Lineage: Eukaryota; Metazoa; Chordata; Mammalia; Rodentia; Chinchillidae
Gene: Mcemp1
Product: mast cell-expressed membrane protein 1
Exons: 7
Coding region: 273-833 (186 amino acids)
Source: RefSeq, a predicted model, not a curated record